This is a messenger RNA of Trichomonas vaginalis G3, 2127 nucleotides long. Its product is annotated as protein serine/threonine phosphatase protein. Gene Ontology annotation, molecular function: cation binding; protein serine/threonine phosphatase activity; protein binding. The record is from RefSeq and is a predicted model, not a curated record. Lineage: Eukaryota; Parabasalia; Trichomonadida; Trichomonadidae. The transcript has a single exon. The coding region runs from base 1 to 2127 and encodes 708 amino acids. Gene Ontology annotation, biological process: protein dephosphorylation.
AUGAGUGGGGAAGUUGAGAUUUUAUCUCCAGAGGAAAUACUCACCAAGCUUCAGAGUAUAGCAUCUUCAUCCUCUGUUGUCAUGUCACAUAUUGGCCUUAUAACUAUUCCUCAAAUCAUUGUUUUUUGCCGUAAUAUUACUACAUUAGAUUUAUCAUCGAAUCCAAUUAGCUCACUAGAUCCAUUAUGGAAUGGAGAACUGAUUAAUUUACACAAACUUAAUCUUUCUGCAUGCUGGCUCACAGGUAUUCCUUACGGACCACCCGUAUUUUCAAGCACAUUGAGUGAAUUGUAUCUCGAUGGUAAUUUUCUUUCAAGGAAUCCUCCGAAUUUUACAAUAUUUCCACAUUUAAAGAAACUUUCAAUAAUUGGAAAUGAUUUUAUUGAAAUUCCUCCACUACCUCAUUCAUUAGAGUCAUUAGUUUACAGAAUGAAUUCACUUUCAUACAUUCCAGAUUGCUCAAUUAACUAUUUAGACGCAUCAUAUUGUUCAACUCCAAAUAAAAUCAAUUUUAGAUCUAAACAGCUUUCGUUCUUAGAUCUAUCACACGGUACACUAUGUGGAGAUAUCGUUUUACAGUCAUUACCUCUACUUUCUCAGUUAAAUUUAUCUCAUAAUUCGAUAACUUCAAUUACAUUCGAAGGAUCAAGGAGAUUAACAGAAGUUGACAUCUCUUACAAUGCUUUGGAAGAAAUUCCAGAGGCUCUUUUCAGUUUACAAAUGCUCAGAAUCUUAAAAUUACAACACAACGUAAUUUCAGAGAUAAAUCCAAAGAUUUCAUCAAUGAGGAGAUUAGAGUACUUAGAUUUAUCACAUAACUCCAUAUUUACAGGCAAAAUAAGGCUUCCAGACAGAUCAAGACAAUUAUUCAUUUCAUUUAACAUAUUUUUAGCUUUUUCAUCAUUCCCAUUAUCUCUAGAGACAUUCGAUGCUUCAUUCUGUCAAUGCUUAGUCAUCCCUGCUUCAAUCCAUAAAAUGAAAUCAUUGUCACUUUUCUUUGUAAACAAAAUUUUCUUUUCUCAGGCACUUUUAUCAAUCAAAUACACCUCAACAGAAGAAGACGUCCCAGAGGAAGAAGUACCAGAGAGAUUGAUACCUAUUAUUGCUCCACAAGUUCCAGAAAAACCUUUGUUAAAUGAUUCUUUGGGUUCAGGAAUUGGUUGUUCAGCAACUUUGGGAAGAUCAACGAAAUUCGAGGACAAUUUCAUGUGUUUGAAGCAGGAUAAUGUUUUGUUCGUUGGAGUGUUCGAUGGACACGCUGGUCAUGAAUCUGCUUUGAUUUCUGCAGAAUGUUUUACAAAAAUUUUGCCUUCUUUUGACUUCACAAAUGCAAUUCAUCAAAAAAAUCCAGAGAAAGAUGAGGAAAACAUUCAAAAAUUCGAUUUCCCGAAAGUAGAAAACCAUUUAUCCCCAAGAAGAAACCAUUUCAGAAACGUAAAAACCCAAGAAAAUCAAAUCUUUGGUUCACAAAAAAUUGAGACAAAAAAUAUCAAAAAUACUCAAAAAAUUGAAUUGAAAAAUUCAGAAAAAAUUGAAUUAGAAAAUUCAAAGGGUUCUGAAAAUUUGAAUACAAAACUUAUCAAAACGUAUUUGAGAAUGGCAUUUGCACAAGUAAAUGAUGAACUCAGGAACAGAAAAGUUAAAGAUGGAACAACAGCUGUAGUUGUAUGUUUGUUUGAAAAUAGAAAAGGAGCUGUUGCACAUGUUGGCGACAGUUUGGCAUUGUUAGUUGGUCAAACAACUUCCAAACUAUUGACUAAGAUGCAUAGACCGAGUGAUAAAGAUGAAUUCUACAGGAUGAGGAAAAGAAACAAAUCUGUUUCUUCUGAUUGGAAAGUUGACGGAAAACUUUCUGUUUCAAGGUCUUUGGGUGAUUUCUGGUGUUGCGGCGGAAUGUUUGAUGAUGCAGAUGUUUCAUUCUUUGAUUUGAAUGAUGAUGCACUUUCCAUUGUUUUGGGUUGCGAUGGAUUAUGGGAUUAUGUUGAUGAAGGAACAGUUUGUAACGUUGUCAGAGAGUUACGAGACCCAGUUAAAGCAGCAAAAUUACUCCAGGAUAUUGCUUUCGCUUCUGGUUCUCAUGACUCAAUAUCUGUUAUUGUUGUUAACGUAGAACCAACCAAUAUAUAA